AUGCGUACAGCGCAAGGGUGGUUAAGAAUGCCUACCCCCGAGAGAAAGCCUCCGGGUUCUUUCUCCACCGGUGUGCGGGAUACUGUCGGUGUUGGGGUGGAUUGGCGCGACAACUACAGCUCGAGAAACCUAGUCAAGGCCCAUGAGGCCAUGGGAACUGCCUCUGGAGAAUAUAUUGUAUGUAUUCGCCGCCAUCUCUUCCGCGGCCCCGGACCCCCCACGCCGCCGCCGGACUCACCAGUCGAGGCCGAGGUGCAGCAGCGGAGGAUAGACCUCAUACCGAGGCGUAGGCGCUCGGUCGCUAGUGAGUGCGGAGAGCUGGUAGUAGUAGCCAUUGGAGAGGAGGAAAGAUGGCAGGAACAGGGAGACAAAGAGCUGCGGUUUGCGGGGGGCAGUACAACGGUACCUCCGCUGGUCAUCAGUGAUGGCGGUUCUGCGGGUGGAGUUGAUGUAUUGUUUGUGCUGUGGAGGGCUCGGCUGUGCCAAGACACAGAGAGACAAGCCCUCGUCCUCGGUUGUUUAGCUGACGCGACAGGACACCGUCAACCGACAUUUCCAGGGAGUAGUUAG
Morchella sextelata is the source of this 570-nucleotide messenger RNA. RefSeq lists its product as uncharacterized. Bases 1 to 570 code for a protein of 189 amino acids. NCBI's taxonomy places the organism in Eukaryota, Fungi, Ascomycota, Pezizomycetes, Pezizales, Morchellaceae. The transcript has 5 exons. The record is from RefSeq and is a predicted model, not a curated record.